Molecule: messenger RNA, 2080 nt
Organism: Mauremys reevesii (Reeves's turtle)
Lineage: Eukaryota; Metazoa; Chordata; Testudines; Geoemydidae
Product: cbp/p300-interacting transactivator 3
Exons: 2
Coding region: 153-773 (206 amino acids)
Biological process (GO): regulation of DNA-templated transcription
Cellular component (GO): nucleus
Source: RefSeq, a predicted model, not a curated record
GCAGGCGAGGGGCGGGCCCCCGGGCCCCGCCCCCUCCUUUGCGUAUAUAAGGCUGUCGCGGCGGGUCGGGCGCUGGUGACGGGGAUCGCACGGAGCAGCAGGGACGGGGUGUCUGCGCCCCUCGGCGCGCCGCGCUCGGUGACCUCCUCACAAUGGCAGAUCACAUGAUGAUGUCAAUGAGCCAUGGAGUUACUGGGCUCCAGAAUUACCGCAUGGGAAUGAAUGGGCUGCAGGGACCCCCCCAGCAUGGGCAGCAUGUGCUAAGGACUCUACCUACGACCAACCAGAUGAUGCAGUACGGAGGGGCCAGCAUGGAUGGGAGCAUGAGGCCAAGACCCAAUAUCAAUGGACAAAUGGGCCACCAUCAAAUGCCGAACACUAUGAUGUUCAACAGUCCGAGCCAGCAGCAGCAGCAAUACAUGAGCCCUGUGGGCGCUCAGCAGCUUAUGGCCAGCAUGCACUUACAGAAACUCAACACCCAGUAUCAAGGGCACCCUCUAAUGGGCAUGAGCAAUGGUCCCAUGGCAGCAGGUGCACAGCAAUACAGAGUGGUGCCCAGUCAGCACCCUGGCAUGCAGCACAUGCCCUCACCAGCUCUGACCUUGAAUGUUAUGGACACUGAUCUCAUAGAUGAGGAGGUCUUGACAUCUCUGGUCCAGGAACUGGGUUUGGACCGGAUUCAGGAGCUGCCUGAGCUCUUCUUGGGACAGAACGAAUUUGACUUCAUUUCAGACUUUGUCAGCAAACAGCAGCCCAGUGCCAUCAGCUGCUGAGGGGCUUGGGGCUCAGCCUUUUCCUUUUGGUGGCUUGAUUUCCCCCUCUUUCCCACCACCUCCCCCAAAACAAUCAUUGGAUGCUGAUGGCUUGCACUGGAUUGCUUUCUCUUUUCCGUGUGGGAGUUGUUUUUCUUGUUUGGGAAUGGGAGGGGAAGCAGGUUCUGGUGACCCGGACAGAGUGAAAACGAAAUCUUGCAGUAGGAUCAUCCUAAAUGGCAUGAACAAGUUUUGUCUUCAGCAGAAACAAUGGACUACUUAAAGUGACGCUCAUGACUUUCCAUGUCUAGGCUUCCAAGUGCCAGGGUAGAAGGACAGCGCGGUGCUGCUGCCACUAGUGGGCUUUUGUUCUAGGUUUUGGCGUUUGCCAGUGAAGUUCACAAACUUUAUUUGUGAUUAAAAUCCUGUAAUGGCUUGUGUGUCUGAACCUCCACUAUCUCACAUUGCAAAGAGGGGCUUUGGUUUGGGGUUUGUUGGUAGCUGGCUUUUUGUCUUAAAAUCAAAUCCCUUCCUUCCCCACAAUACUAUGAUGUUUAACAGGUCUUGAAUCUUCCUUUUCUACUUUGACUUGAAAAGGGAUCACUUCUCCCUCCAUCAGGUUAUUACUAUUUUAUUGUCUUAGCUGCACAAAAUGUGUCUCCAGGGAAGGUGAUGUAUAGGUAUGUGCCUAAACCUCUGUAGAAUUUGGAUCUUUUAACUUGUACAGCUAAUCAACUGUAAAACUACUAAGUGUUCAGACUAAUUCAGAUGUAAGGCUUAAAGCUGCAGUCAAGCUCCAUUUUCUCUGCCUCUGAAACCAAAUAAAAUCCAUGUAAUUGUAUAUUCCUGGCCUAAUCUUAUUUAUUCUUCUUCUAAUCAUUAUUUAUUAGAAAGGGCUCCAUUUGUUUGGCUUUGAGACUGUUGGGAAUGACUAAAGGGCUUACUGCAGUUUUAAGAUGCUGGCUUUUUUUAAAAAGGACUGGAACAGCUACAUGUUUCUUCCAAACAGCCAUGCACAAGGUUAUUUCAGCAGCAUAAUUUUGUGAUGAAUAUGUAGGACCUUGUAAACCAACCCACCCCCUCCCCGAUGUGAUAAAGGAUGACUUGACUUUUAAUUACAUUGCUCAGAAAAGGUUAAAUGUAAAAGCUAGUGGGUUUUUUGUUUCCUCUUGUCUCUUGUUUCCAGGCUUUGGAAAGUGGAAAGCUCAUUGUGUCAACUUUUAGUUGCUACUGCCCCCUGCUGCUGAGAGUACAUGGCAGCACAUCAUUGUUGAUCAAUGAAGUGAGAAUGUACAGAUUAAUUUUAAAAUAAAAGCUAAAACUCUUAA